CACGUGCUCUAAAACAUAACCUCACUUUUUUUCUCUUCUUUAAAUCAUUUAAAAUCUCUUUCGCAACUACUUUUUUUAACAUACAAAUUACAAUUGUCAUUAAAUUACACCUUGUCACAAUUGACGAAUUGCAAUAACGUGGAAUGAAUAAGAAAAAUUACGUAUAUUCUCAAUAACGUGGAAAUAAAAGUGAAGAGGGGAUUUCUCAUUUUACAAUUAUAUUCCCUUGCCUGCCGGGAGUGUAUAUUCAGCAACGCGGCCUCAUUUGAGCCACAUUAGAACCGAGCAUAUACGAAAGACGCCGUCAAUGAUUGCGUUCAUGUCUUUCGCGAAAGUUAUCUUUCGCGAUUUGACUCGCGAAACGUAGUCAAUAAAAAAAAAUAUCUUGUCCUUAAAUUCUAACAAAAACAAAUGUAAAUAGUGUGUGUUUUUUUAUGAGUGCAACUUCGCUUUGAAAAACCUGCAAGUUUUUUCUUUUUUUUUGGAAAUAUUCAAUCACGUAACAAUCUAUCUCCUUAUCUACAUCCGCAAUAUUUCUUAUCAAUUUUAAUAUAAAAAAAAAGAAUCAAAUUUAAGAAAAAUUACAACUGAAUGUAUAUAUUGGAAGUGGAAAUAAAUUGUUCAAAGAAGCUGUUAAUAUCGAGGAAGUUGAAAUUGAGAUCAUGAAUGUAGAGGAUUAUGAGAGUUUACCUACAUCGUCUGUGGGAGUUCAUAUGAUUGCUGGUGCCUUCGCCGGGAUCAUGGAACACUGUGUCAUGUAUCCUCUUGACAGUGUCAAGACAAGAAUGCAGGCAAUAACACCUGGUCCCGGAGGAGGUGGAGGAAGUAUUUCAUUAGUCCUGAGUAGAAUGAUGCGACAAGAAGGAGUUUUGAGGCCGUUUCGUGGAGUUGGUGUAAUGAUCGCUGGAGCUGGACCAGCGCACGCUCUUUAUUUUUCAUGUUAUGAAUUUCUGAAAAAUUCAAUGCUCAGCUAUAAUAUGGCAACACAUUUUAAUCCUCUUAUUUAUGGAAGUGCAGGUUGCGCGGCGACUUUCAUUCAUGACGCAGUAAUGAAUCCAGCAGAAGUGGUCAAACAACGUCUUCAAAUGUACAAUUCGCCAUAUCGAAAUAUAAUGAAUUGUAUUUUACAUGUGUAUAAAACGGAAGGAAUUAUCGCCUUUUAUCGAAGCUACACAACACAAUUAAUUAUGAAUGUGCCUCUUCAAAGUAUCCAUUUUAUUGCUUAUGAACUUUCUCAAUCGUUUACGAAUCCACAACAUGAAUAUAAUCCCCUUGCACAUGUUGUUUCCGGGGCAAUGGCAGGAGCAGCUUCGGCGGCGGCCACAACGCCUUUGGAUGUUUGCAAGACACUUUUAAAUACACAACAAGCCGGCGUUCAACCACAGGGAAUGGUCGAGGCUUUCAAAAUUGUCUACAGGUUAAAAGGCGUUUCUGGCUAUUUUCGUGGACUAAAUGCACGAAUUUUAUCUCAAAUGCCAGGUGCUGCUAUUUGUUGGACGACAUACGAAUUUUUCAAAUAUGUUUUGCAACGAAAUAAAGAUAUAAAGCGCAUAACUCCAGAGCCAAGUAAAACGGAGGAUACGCCGAGUGUAUCAGGAUUUCAGCCGCCAAUCACACGAAGUAGUUUUCAAGGAACGGGACUCUAUUUUCAACAGCAAACAUCCUCACCGGUAUUGUUGAAAGUGACAAGGAGUUAGGUGAAUCCUGACGUGUUAAGUAUCCACCUAAAUAGUGAAACGAAACUAAUAUAUUUUAUGUUUCAAAAAAGUCUAUUAUUGGCAAAGUAAUUUUUCUUUCAAUCCAGACGUUGUUACGAUGAUAAAAAUAAGCACACACACACACACAUACAUGUAUAUUUCUUGGAUAGUUAAAUAAUUGAAAAAACAAAAGUGCCAAGUGCAGGUCGCUGGCCCAAUUAGAAGAAAGAAAAUUCUUUUUGUAUCCACUGAGUACAAAAAUAAUUUUUUUUUUGUAAAACUAUUAAUUUUUUUUUUUUUUGCUUUCUUUAAUGUAAAUUAUGCCCUCGAGUAAAUAAUACGAUCGGAAAUAUUGUAAACAGUAUCCACGAGAAUUGUUUGUGAAUAUAUGACUGAUUAAGUCAAUUUUGUAAAUUGCUAUGUGAUUAAAAAGAGUUGCUGUAGAGACAUGUUACAAAGUCUGAUAAAAUGAAAUGAAUUCUUGUUGGAAUAUUUUAUAUAGUUCGAAACUGAAAACAAUAAUUAAAAGACUAUUUCAAGUUUCGUAAUUAGGAUCUAAAUAUUUUAAAUAUAAAUUAGUUAAAUUUCGAGUUGUGUUUUUCAAAAAAAACACUAUAAUCCUGACGGUGAAAAAUAUUUUUUCAAAAAAAAUAAUCUUGUCGUGGAUGUUGUAGAAAUUUGUUGAAAAUAUUGCUGUCGAGUUAAAAAAAGUUUUUGUCCCCUUAUAUUCAACUAAUGUCAUCGUAACAGUAAUUUAAAAAAUGCCAUUAAAAAUUCUUAUGAAAAUAUAAAAAAACAAAUCCUCGAGAUCAAUUAAGAUUUUUCUACUCUUUCAAGUUUCGUCGAGCGUAAAAUCAAUUUUUUUUUUUGCAUGAAAAUCACGAAAGCGAAAAAGAAAAUAUGAAUGGGAAGCUUGUACAUGUUUUUGUAAAAGUCGAAGAGAAAAAAAAGCUUUACUUGACUUCAAA
Leptopilina heterotoma is the source of this 2665-nucleotide messenger RNA. Its product is annotated as mitoferrin-1-like. The record is from RefSeq and is a predicted model, not a curated record. The coding region runs from base 663 to 1697 and encodes 344 amino acids. Gene Ontology annotation, cellular component: mitochondrial membrane. The transcript has 5 exons. Gene Ontology annotation, biological process: iron import into the mitochondrion. Gene Ontology annotation, molecular function: ferrous iron transmembrane transporter activity. NCBI's taxonomy places the organism in Eukaryota, Metazoa, Arthropoda, Insecta, Hymenoptera, Figitidae.